UAAGCUCGUGCUUAGCAAACACACCAGAACCCCAGUAUCUGGCUACGGUGUAGGACUGCAAGAAGUACGGCACUGGACACAGCCUUUGGUGCAGCGCCCACCAGUCAUGGACCCAAAAGCAGUCUGCCUCGCCAUGUUGGCGUGGUUGAUGACAGCCAAAGCGUGGGUCCGAUACCACAACGCUUGCGAGCACACAGAGUUGACCAACACGACCGUGUACGACUUUUCCUUGUACGAUGUACACAACAAGGAAGUGGUCUCCCUUAACAGGUUUAGAGGCCAGGUUCUUUUGAUCAUCAACGUGGCUAGCUUCUGAGGCUCCACUCACCAGUACCACGGACUGAAUGCACUCAAAGAAAAAUACGCCCAUUUGGGGUUCGAAAUCUUAGGAUUCCCUUGUAACUUGUUUGGCAAGCAAGAGCCUGGCGCUAACGGGACAGAAAUUCAUGAACAACUUAAAAUACGUACGUCAGGAUCCGGUUUUGUACCAGACUUCCCGCUUUGAAAGAUCGAGGUGAACGGAAAGAACGAACAUCCUCUGUAUACUUACCUAAAGGUGAAUGGCCUCAGUAUAGGGGAGAGAGCCCACCCUAGGUUCUGUGCUAACGGCACUCACUGCACCGAUAAUGAGUGCUGCUUGGAAUACGAGCCAGACUCCGUGGUAAUAGGACGGAGCAUCGUGGGGAAGGAGUACAGAGGGAUCUGCACCAACCUUGGACAUUACAACUCGGGUAAGACUCAGUGCACUAACGAUAUGGGAGAUUGGGAUGAGGAGGAGAUCGAGGUGGAGGUGGGGGUAUCAGGUGUUAUACCCCGGGUUCGGCUAAGCACACUGACGCUGGAAGAAGUCUAA
This is a messenger RNA of Liolophura sinensis, 853 nucleotides long. Its product is annotated as glutathione peroxidase 7-like. The record is from RefSeq and is a predicted model, not a curated record. Gene Ontology annotation, biological process: response to oxidative stress. Lineage: Eukaryota; Metazoa; Mollusca; Polyplacophora; Chitonida; Chitonidae. Gene Ontology annotation, molecular function: glutathione peroxidase activity.